Messenger RNA from Cylas formicarius (sweet potato weevil), 733 nucleotides. RefSeq names its product transcription factor Maf-like. The record is from RefSeq and is a predicted model, not a curated record. The transcript has 3 exons. The coding region runs from base 259 to 489 and encodes 76 amino acids. NCBI's taxonomy places the organism in Eukaryota, Metazoa, Arthropoda, Insecta, Coleoptera, Brentidae.
UAUAUAGAAAAAGUAAAAGUGCAAAAUUAAUUUUACGUAAAAGGACUACCUCUCGAAAACAGUAUUUAGGCUAGUCAUAUAAUCGCGACUUGUAACAUGUCGAGAAACCGCCCGCAACGAAAAUCCACCAAGUGUUUCCUGUUUUGGAUAUAAAAGGAGGUUGAUAGCGCCGUUUCAAAUCACUACCGAAAUCGGUUUUGACGUAAGUGUAUUUAUUUAUGUUUUGAGUAUAAGAUUUCGCGAAAUCCGUUGGGAACCAUGCAAUUUUUGAAGUGGUUGUUCGUGUAUUUUCUGUCCAUGAUUUCCUGGGUUUUCGUUAAAGCUGGCGGGGGCGGAGGGCACCACGAACACGUGGUAAUUAAGGUUCCAGAAUUUCAUCACGUUCACAAACACUACGAGACGGUGUACAAAACUAUACACCACGGAGGUGGUGGAGGUGGGGGUCACAGUCACGGUGGAAAGCCUUUCCAUUUCGGCGGCCACAAUUGAGAGCAAAAUCAUUUUCGGGAUAUGUUUUAGCACUACAUUUCCAAUAGGUGUUUUGUAAUAUUGCGUGGCAGCCGUUGAAAAAAUAGUGUAGUUUAUUCAACUUAAAUUUUCUAUGCUGCAUAUUCUAAAGCAAGGAACCUUUGCAUCUAUUUGAUUUUCUGAUGUAUUAAAAUAUCAUGUGCAAUCUGUUAAUUUAAGUUAGGUUAAGGUUACUUUGACGUUGUAAUUUGUGAUAAUAAAUGUA